This is a messenger RNA of Megalops cyprinoides (Indo-Pacific tarpon), 1212 nucleotides long. RefSeq names its product gap junction alpha-8 protein-like. NCBI's taxonomy places the organism in Eukaryota, Metazoa, Chordata, Actinopteri, Elopiformes, Megalopidae. Gene Ontology annotation, cellular component: connexin complex. Bases 1 to 1212 code for a protein of 403 amino acids. Gene Ontology annotation, biological process: cell communication. The record is from RefSeq and is a predicted model, not a curated record. The transcript has a single exon.
AUGGGUGACUGGAGCUUCUUGGGCAACAUUUUAGAAGAAGUAAAUGAACACUCAACAGUGAUUGGCAGGGUGUGGCUGACAGUGCUCUUCAUCUUUAGGAUUUUGAUCCUGGGCACGGCCGCAGAGUUCGUCUGGGGAGAUGAGCAGUCGGAUUAUGUUUGCAACACCCAGCAGCCGGGUUGCGAGAAUGUCUGCUAUGAUGAGGCUUUCCCCAUAUCCCACAUCAGACUCUGGGUGCUCCAAAUCAUCUUCGUCUCCACUCCCUCACUGGUGUAUGUGGGCCACGCUGUGCACCACGUCCACAUGGAGGAGAAACGCAAGGAGAGGGAGGAGGCAGAUAUGAACAGGCAGCAGGAGAUGAAUGAGGAGAGGCUGCCACUGGCACCUGACCAGGGCAGUGUCAGGACCACCAAGGAGACCAGCACUAAGGGCAGCAAGAAGUUCCGGCUGGAGGGCACACUGCUGCGGACCUACAUCUGCCACAUCAUCUUUAAGACCCUCUUUGAGGUGGGUUUUGUGGUGGGCCAGUACUUCUUGUAUGGCUUCCGCAUCCUGCCACUGUACAAGUGCAGCCGCUGGCCAUGCCCCAACACCGUUGACUGCUUUGUCUCACGACCCACAGAGAAAACAGUCUUCAUCAUCUUCAUGUUGGCUGUGGCCGGUGUCUCGCUCUUCCUCAAUUUUGUGGAGAUCAGCCACCUAGGUCUCAAGAAGAUCCGCUUUGUCUUCCGUAAGCCACCGCAGCAGCAAGGGGAGGGGCUGGCCCCAGAGAAGAGCUUGCCCUCCAUCGCCGUUUCUUCCAUCCAGAAGGCUAAAGGUUACAAACUGCUAGAGGAGGAUAAGCCCGUGUCCCACUUCUUCCCUCUGACAGAGGUGGGAAUGGAGGCCGGCAGACUCCCCACGCCCUUCCAGGCAUUUGAGGAGAAGGCAGACGAAGCACAGCCCCUAGAGGACAUCACCAAGGUGUACAAUGAAACUCUGUCCUCCUAUGUUCUAACCACUGAGCCAGAAGAGGAAGCACCACAGGAAGAGGGAGAAGAUGAUGAGAAAGAUGAGGAUGAUGACGAGGAUGAUGAAGAUGAUGAUGAUGAAGAGGAGGAAGAACCUUCUGCUGAAGCCAUGGAUGCAACUGAGACGAUAGAAGACACCAGACCACUCAGUAGUUUGAGCAAAGCCAGUAGCAGGGCAAGGUCAGAUGAUCUGACAGUAUGA